AAGGAUCGGAAUUAGCCUUGACGCAUACGCACGCAUACACGCGUGCACACACGGAUCCAACGUACACGCGGUCAAGGGAUGACAGGACGAAUUGUGUUCCGGAGUGUUUGUGCAAGCUGUUGGGACUCGGGAGGGACAACUGGCCUUAGUAGCUUGUGAUCUGUGUGUGUGUGACAGUUUCUCACAAGAGGGUCUCACUCAGGAGAUAGAGAGAGAGCUGGAUUUGGAACUUUUGAACUGGAUUUGGAACUUUGGAACUGGAUUUGGAACUUUGGAACGCUUGACUUUUGAUCUCCAUAUUCCCUAGCAAAUUCAACCCGUGGAUUUCUUUGGACAUAUGUUUUUGACAUCUUCUUUUUUUGUGUGGAGAGAGAGCUUCGGUCUCACUAAGAUUUCCUUGCCGUCGAAGUUUCUAUUGGAUUUUCUUAUUGGAAAUAAUAAUCUUGGAUUCAAACCAUUAUUUUGUCUAACCCAUGAUACACUUUAACACCCCAUAGGCCUAGGUUAUUUAAGGCCAAUUCCAAUGUCUUUCUUUGGAUAACAACUUGUUGGCAGCCGUUGGAAUUCUAACCCUUUCUGGAGUUAUGUAACGGUUGAGUUGUUUUAUAAUGUUAUCGAAUAUUUCACCAUAUCCCCUUGGUUAGUUUCUCAACCCCAACCCAAUCAUCAGCGUCACAUCUCCUCUGAAUAACGGUUCCGUUAAUAGGUCACCCGGAUCAGUAACACUUGCGCACGGUGGUGCAUGCGAGUGUUGGGCAGUUGACAUCAUUAACCAACCAACAGGGUCUCGGUUUGUGUAGCCUACAUCUGUUUUGUGGAUUUUUUUUCCCCCGGUUCUGUCGCUCCCACUGGGGUGAGAGUUUCUCUUAACUUCAUGAUGUUGCUCCUUUCCCCGGUUCUCCUCCUUCUGCUCCGCGGGGUCUUGUUUGAGGCUUCGCAGGGCAUCAUCCAGGACAGCGGCUACUAUCACCACGGUGACCCGGCGCUCGGACUCACCUUUGCCGGCCAAAGAACGGUGUUCGACUCGACAGACCCGUGCCUGGUGGUGUCUCCUCCCUGUAUGAACGAGGCGGACCGAUACAGUCUGGAGGCUCUGAGGAACAUCCACAGAGAGAUGGAUGACGACCAGGAUGGAGGGAUAGAGGUGGAGGAGAGCGUGGAGUUCAUCAUAGAGGACAUGAAGCAGCAGCAGACCAACAAACACAGCAACCUUCACAGAGAGGACCAGCACAUCACCAUAGAAGAACUGUGGAGGGGCUGGAAGUUCUCAGAAGUCCAUAACUGGACUCAGGAUGAGGUGUUGAGGUGGCUCAGGGAAUUUGUAGAGCUGCCUCAGUACGAGAAGAACUUUAAAGACUUCAGAGUCAACGGCAACACCCUCCCCAGGAUAGCAGCCAAUGAGCCGUCGUUCCUGAGUGGCCAGCUGAAGAUCCUGGACCAGAGAGACAAACAGAAACUCAACAUCAAGGCUCUGGACGUGGUGCUGUUUGGUGCUCCUAUACGUCCACCACAUAACUACAUGAAGGACUUGUUGCUGAUAGUUUCUGUGAUGAUGGGUGUAGGAGGCUGCUGGUUCUCCCAGGUCCAGAACAAAGCUUCUAAAGUCCACAUCUCUAAAAUGAUGAAGGACCUAGAGAGUCUGCAGAGUGCUGAGCUCAGCCUCAGAGAACUACAGGAACAGCUAGAGCAGGCCCAGGAGGAGAAGCGUAACGUGGCGGAGGAGAAACAGAACCUGGAGGAGAAGAUGAGGGAUGAGAUCAUGGGAGCUCAGGAGGAGGCAUACAGACUCCAUCAGCUCAGAGCUGGAGCCGUCAGUCAACUGAGCAGACUGAGAUAUGCAGAGGAGGAGCUGGAGCAGGUGCGUGGAGCGUUAAAGAGGGCAGAGAAGGACAUGAUGGCUCACUGGUCUGUCCCGGAGGCCCUACAGCUCUGGCUACAGCUGACCCACGAGGUGGAGGUGCAGUAUUACAACGUCAAGAAACACAGUGCAGAGCUGCAGCUCAACACAGCCAAGGAAGAGGCAGAGAAGAUCAAGAAGAAGAGGGGUUCCCUCAUGGGGACGUUCCACGUGGCUCACAGCUCCUCACUGGACGACGUUGACACCAAGAUCCUGGAGGCCAAGAACGCCCUGUCAGAGGUCACGGCCUGCCUACGCGAGCGUCUCCACCGCUGGCAGCAGAUAGAGCGUCUGUGUGGUUUCCCUCUCCUCAGGAACUCUGGCCUGGCCAGCCUGACCGCCACGCUGUAUUCAGACUCUAACUGGGUGGCGAUGCCCAGGGUGUCUGUUCCCACCUUCCCCUCCUGCCAUGGAUCAAUACAAGGCUCUCUGGAGGAUCUGAUGGAAGACCCCUCGGCACACAUCUUAGUUCCACCAAUGAAGCGCUCCCCUCGCUCUCGUGGCUCUACCUCCACCGUGUGUCGUCAACGGCGUUCCGGACACGCCUCCUCCUCCUCUUCCUCCUCCUUCUCCUCCGAACCUGAUAUCCUGAUCCCUAUCCACACCCCGCUCCCCUGCUUCGAGGAAGAGGAGCAGAUCUUCAUCAACGCCCAGCGGAGAGGAGAUUCUCGGGAGAUGUAUUCAGACACCGAUUACAGGACCCCUCCUGUCAGCAGAAGGUCAGCAGAACCUUCCGGAACGGAAUCCCCCAUUCGGAAGAUAUCCAGAGAAGAACUGGAAGCUUCCUCGGAUGCAGCCACAUCGAAGACAUCAUCUAAGGACGAGCCGGACUCUUCUUCUGCGGACAACACUGACCCAAGAAAAAUACAAAGAGUCAAAAGUGAGACUUCCAUGGACACCUCCGCCGACACAGCAGCCAAAAAGAUCUUAGGUCGUUCGAUGGACAGUGUCUCGAGGAAGUCAUCCAGAGAUGAGUAUCACGAGGUUCCGUUGGAGAUUCAUGUCUCAAAGAAGAGGUCUCUGCUAUCUACAGCCAUGAUGGGUGUGUCUCUGGACACCGGCUCCAGACAGAUGAUGAGAGAGAGCAGGGGGGAAGUCUCAUUCGACAACACCAUGAGAGCAAGGCCAAGAGAAGAAAUGGUGGAGGCCAUUGGAACUCCAAUGAGAAGGAUAUCCCGAGAGGAGGUGGACUUCUUAGCCGACAGCACUCAAAGGAGGAUGGCGAUGGCCAGAGACAAACUGACGCUUCAUCUGGACAGCAGCUCUUCUCACAAGAUGCUCAGGAAGAAGAUCGAGUUCCCAGUGGAACCGUCUUCCACCGCCACGAGGAAGAUAUCGAGAGACGAACACCGCGAGAUGUGCUCUCACACUCGCAGACGAACAAACAGCGAUAAGAUUGACAGAUCCAUAGACACUCCCACUGGGAAGAUCUCCCCGGACAGGGUCGAUGGUGCCCCGGAAAUCCCCAAACGGAGGAUAUCCAGGCAGGCGUAUGCAGGGUCGUCCCAGUUGGGUCAGGGUCCCCAGGUUUUGGAUCAGGGUCAGUUCGGACAACCUGACCUCACCUUGUCCACGCCAUGGAAACAAACCCAGACCUCUGACCCUUACACCUCCGAGCACCUGACUGAACUGGUGUAUGACGGAAUCCUGGAGAAGUCCUGCAUCACCCCAGCAACGACCCCUGACCUGCCCCAGAGGAUCACGGAAGGAGGAGACGGAGAAGGGAAUCCUCCUGUUCCGCCCCCGAGGAGCGCCCGGUCCCUGAACACGUUGCCCCCUGAGAUGAGAGGCGAGAGACACCACAAGGACAAAGACAAAAGCACCAAGUCGUCCAAACUCAAGAACCUUUUUAAGAAGAGGAAAGAUCGUUCCCCAGAACGGCCACAAGGGGGCCUGAACAAACUCUGACCAUUAACUGAAAUUUAAAAAACGUUUUUAUGUUAAUUUUUAAAUCAGGAAGUCUCUUGAGGUUAUGAAACUCUAUUUUUUUUAAAGAGAGAGACCUGGAAAUACCUCAGCCAUGAAAAGCUGAGAGGAAACAUGAACAUUAGUCUUAUAGAUUUGAUUUUCUAAAAACCGAUACGGACUGUUGGCUGGGAUUACAUGU
Messenger RNA from Coregonus clupeaformis (lake whitefish), 4004 nucleotides. RefSeq names its product stromal interaction molecule 2. The transcript is spliced from 12 exons. Lineage: Eukaryota; Metazoa; Chordata; Actinopteri; Salmoniformes; Salmonidae. Gene Ontology annotation, molecular function: calcium channel regulator activity; protein binding; calcium ion binding. The coding region runs from base 875 to 3805 and encodes 976 amino acids. Gene Ontology annotation, cellular component: endoplasmic reticulum; plasma membrane. Gene Ontology annotation, biological process: activation of store-operated calcium channel activity; intracellular calcium ion homeostasis; store-operated calcium entry. The record is from RefSeq and is a predicted model, not a curated record.